AUGGAGAAUAUUACGCCAGACCAAUGGCAGGCGAUUGUGAACAAAAAGCUUACUUUCCCCCCGGAGCUGAUAACAGCCAUUCAGGAAGACAACUCAAUUCUGGUGGGCAGCCUGCUGUCCACAGGGGACGGCAUCAUCCGCCAGCUGGAUGAGUCUGAGGACCGUCUGUGGAGAGAAGCCCUGAACCUGUCCAUCCGCAUGGGCAACGAGGACAUUUUCUCCGCUCUGAUGCUGGGCGUCAAGUUUGACUUCAGGCAGAUCUACGAGGCGCUGCUGGUGGCGGUGGACACCAACCAGCCCCGGGUGGUCAAGAGGCUCCUGGACCGCCUGGACCAGGAAAAGGGCAACAAGAUGGAUGUGCGCUCCUUCUCCAUGGCCAUAUUUGACCACUCCAUUGACGACUCCCAGUUUGCCCCCGGAGUGACCCCGCUCACCCUGGCCUGUCAGAAGGACCUGUAUGACAUUGUCACCAUGUUGACUAAGAAAGGUCAUGCCAUCCCUCUGCCUCACUCUAUCUCCUGUACCUGUCUGGAGUGCAGGAACGGUCGUCAGUAUGACCUGCUGAAGUUCUCUCUGUCUCGUAUCAACACCUACCGGGGCAUGGCCAGCCGGGCAUACCUCUCCAUCACCACAGAGGAUGCCAUGCUCAGUGCCUUCAGACUCAGUCGGGAGCUACGCAAGCUCUCCAAGAAAGAGCCUGAAUUUAAGCCCCAGUACCUGAGCCUGGAAGAGCUGUGUCAGGAGUUCGCAGUGGAGAUGCUGGCCAUGUGUCGCAACCAGAGUGAGGUCACAACAAUCCUGAACAACUGUGAUGACGAUAAUGAAGAUGAACUGGACGAGCAGAUCUUCGAGGAGGGGAUUCCAACCCUGUCACGCAUACGCCUUGCAGUCAAUUACAAUCAAAAACUGUUUGUGAGUCAUCCCAUCUGCCAGCAAGUGCUGUCGUCCAUUUGGUGUGGAAACAUCCCAGGGUGGCGGGGCAGCAAGACGGUCUGGAAACUCACGGUGUCUCUUGGGAUCUUCUUCACCAUGCCUCUCCUCUGUAUGAUCUACUGGGUCGCUCCCAAGUCCAAGAUUGGAAAGACUUUGAAGAUACCUGUGAUCAAAUUCCUGCUGCAUUCUGCCUCCUACCUGUGGUUCAUCAUCACCCUUUUAGCUGAGUCUAUUUUCAUGGAGCUGUACCGCGAUGAGUUCGCAUCCCGGCAGCAAAACAUCCUCUACAACUCCCUCCAUAUGAUCUGGGUGGUCGGUUUCUUCUGGAGUGAGUGUAAGAAUGUGUGGGCGGAGGGUCUGAGGGGUUACAUCGUGGACUGGUCCAACAUUCUGGACAUGAUAGUACUCAGCAUGUACUUGGCCUCCUUCGGUCUGAGAGUCCUCAUCAUGGCAAUUGGUCACUUUGUUUGCCAAGACCAAAACUUGGUUGAGAAGUGUGCCUACUUCACCCAAACAGUGCGGGAUGAAUGGUGGCAGGAGGACCCUCAGCUGAUCUCAGAGAUUCUGUUCGCUGUGACCAGCAUGCUCAGCUUCACCCGACUGGCCCACAUCCUGCCUGCCCAUGAGUCUCUGGGUACUCUGCAGAUCUCCAUUGGUAUAAUGAUAGAUGACAUGAUGAGGUUCAUGUUUCUCUUGAUGAUCAUUGGAACAGCUUUUCUCUGUGGACUGAAUAAUAUCUAUGUGCCCUACGCAACUUCUCCACAUCUUGGACGCUUCAAUGAAACCUUCAGCUUUCUCUUCUGGACCAUGUUUGGUGCAUCUAAUCAAGGCUAUGUGGACAUGCCAGAUUUUGUUCUGGCUCAGUUUGUGGGCAGGGUCCUGUAUGGGGUCUUCACUCUCGUCAUUGUCAUUAUCCUGCUCAAUUUGCUUAUCGCCAUGAUCACUAAUUCAUUCCAGAAGAUAGAGGAUGAUGCUGAUGUUGAAUGGAAGUUUGCUCGUUCAAAGCUCUACUUGAGUUACUUCAGAGAGGGCUCCACUAUACCGGUACCCUUCAACCUCGUCCCCACUCCAAAGGCCUUGUUCUACUUACUGAGGAGCUUUUUCUGUUGUUGCAACCGAAAGAAAAUUCCAGACUAUCCUCCUAUUGCCUCUGUGUCCAACAGUACAAUGAACAACAGUGGAGAGGCAGGGAUGGAGCGAGUGUCAUACCGCCUGCAGGUGGUCAAGGCGCUGGUACAGCGCUACAUAGAAGCAGCCCGCAGGGAGUUUGGAGAGGCGACACGGAAAGAUGUGGGGAACAGGAUCACAGAGCUGAACAAGGGGGUGGGGAGACUUCACUCUGAUAUGAAGAAGUUCCAUCAGAACCUGCAGAACAACAAGUCCUUCGGCUCAAAGGGCGAUGGAGGCAACUUCCUGGGCAAGUACAUAAAAGGAGCAAAGAACAACUUUAAGAACUUUGAUAAAAAUGAGGCAAUGGGGAAUAGCCCAGACCUGUUACUAGUCAAUCUGCACCUCGUAGGGGUGGUGGAGGAGGGGAAGAAAGAGGAGGGGAAAACAGAAAUGAUCCCAGAGGUGUUUACAGAGAAAAACACCCCCACAAACAACAGUGAGAGCUCCCCAGACAUCAGCCCUGAGUCUCGUAGGGGGCAGGAGUUCCUGGAGAGAGACACAGAGAGUACCUGCACACAGGGAACAGUGGAGGAAAACACUAACAUCAUAUAGUGAUGUAAUCCCUGCUAUAUAGCCUUCUGUAAAUAUUUAAAACAGCUAUGCUUGCUUAUUAUGUAAACUGCCUACCAUUAUGUAAGAAACCUACUCCUACAAAGGAACCCACUCCUACAUAUUUUUUGGUCUGAUUAUGCGUGUCAUAAAAAUGUAGCAAUUAGCAAAAGCAUGUUUAUGAGUAGAAAAAAUAAUCAAAUAAUUGCAUGGAUAACCUGAUGAUCAGUUUAAAAUGUAGUAUUUACAUUUACUGUACCAUAACAUCUCUAUAUAGAGAACUCUUGUAUGAAAAAACAUGGUAACACUUUAUUUGACACCCAGUGUCAUAACACGCUAUGUCAUAAUAUGUCAUAACAGCUGACAUAACUUGUCAUAACCAGUCAUAACCUGUCAUAAUAUGAUCACAACACUGUCAUGACCCGUAUAUUUACACCUGUUGUGAGAUAUAUUGUGUUAUUUUAUGGCUGAUUACAACACCUACAGUGUCAAAACCCAUCUGUAUUCAGAUUCCUUUAGUUUGAAAAUGUGUUUCUUAAAUCCUUUGAUGUUGUAACAAAUUCUUUACGUCGUCUUUUUAAAUUAUUUUUAAAAUAAUGUGUGGAAAAUACUAUCACACUGUUAUCAAGCAUUAUGACCAUACUGUGUCACUUUACUUGGACUAAGAAAAUACAUUUUAUGACACUGUUAUGAAGCAUUAUGACCAUCAUAACCAUAUAAGCCAGAUAGGCCCUUAUAUCAGUCAUCAUUCAAAAAGAGGUGGUCUUGUCCUGCUUCUGAAAUGUAACAUGUCUGACAUCGAUGUGUGAGCAAUUACAAUGAUAAUAUGAUAUGGUGAAUUUCAGAAAAUGUUUCGUAACAUAAAAAUACUGUUGACAAGUAGACUAUGGUGUAAUGGAAUGUUUUGCCUUGUGUGGUAGGUUUUAUGACACGCAUGUCUAGGUGUCAUAACCAGCCAUAAAAUGACGCAAUAUAUGUCACAACAGGUCUAAAUAUAUGAGCGCUGACAGUGUUAUGACCAUAUUAUAACAGGUUAUGUCAGCUGUUAUGACAUAUGACAUGGUUAUGACCGUGGUCAUAUCGUGUUAUGACACUGGGUGUCAAGAAAAGUGUUACCGAAAACAUGUGGUACAUAGACAGAGUAAUGUAGACAGAGUAAUACAGACAGAGUAAUGUAGACAGAGUAAUACAGACAGAGUAAUGUAGACAGAGUAAUACAGACAGAGUAAUACAGACAGAGUAAUGUAGACAGAGUAAUACAGACAGAGUAAUACAGACAGAGUAAUGUAGAGAGUAAUAUAGACAGAGUAAUGUAGACAGAGUAAUGUAGACAGAGUAAUGUAGAGAGUAAUACAGACAGAGUAAUACAGACAGAGUAAUGCAGACAGAGUAAUGUAGACAGAGUAAUGUAGACAGAGUAAUAUAGACAGAGUAAUACAGACAGAGUAAUACAGACAGAGUAAUGUAGAGAGUAAUACAGACAGAGUAAUGUAGACAGAGUAAUGUAGAGAGUAAUACAGACAGAGUAAUGUAGACAGAGUAAUGCAGAGAGUAAUACAGACAGAGUAAUGUAGACAGAGUAAAGUAGACAGAGUAAUGUAGAGAGUAAUACAGACAGAGUAAUGUAGACAGAGUAAUGUAGAGAGUAAUACAGACAGAGUAAUGUAGACAGAGUAAUGCAGAGAGUAAUACAGACAGAGUAAUGUAGACAGAGUAAUGCAGAGAGUAAUACAGACAGAGUAAUGCAGACAGAGUAAUGCAGACAGAGUAAUGUAGACAGAGUAAUAUAGACAGAGUAAUACAGACAGAGUAAUACAGACAAAGUAAUGCAGACAGAGUAAUAUAGACAGAGUAAUGUAGACAGAGUAAUGUAGACAGAGUAAUGUAGACAGAGUAAUACAGACAGAGUAAUGCAGACAGAGUACUGUAGACAGAGUAAUGUAGACAGAGUAAUGUAGACAGAGUAAUGUAGACAGAGUAAUACAGACAGAGUAAUGUACUGCCUGCUUUUGAGUGUAUGGGGAGAUCGGACUGUGACGUUACCACACAGUAAAACAGACUACAAUGUUA
This is a messenger RNA of Salvelinus fontinalis (brook trout), 4722 nucleotides long. Its product is annotated as short transient receptor potential channel 2-like. Lineage: Eukaryota; Metazoa; Chordata; Actinopteri; Salmoniformes; Salmonidae. The transcript has 13 exons. The record is from RefSeq and is a predicted model, not a curated record. Gene Ontology annotation, cellular component: membrane; cation channel complex. Gene Ontology annotation, molecular function: store-operated calcium channel activity; inositol 1,4,5 trisphosphate binding. Gene Ontology annotation, biological process: manganese ion transport; calcium ion transmembrane transport; regulation of cytosolic calcium ion concentration. Bases 1 to 2655 code for a protein of 884 amino acids.